This is a messenger RNA of Macaca mulatta (Rhesus monkey), 5103 nucleotides long. Lineage: Eukaryota; Metazoa; Chordata; Mammalia; Primates; Cercopithecidae. The record is from RefSeq and is a predicted model, not a curated record.
UGUCUUUUACUUCUUUCUCUUGUCUGAUUGCUGCAGCUAGAACUUCUAGUAUUAUAUUGAAUAACAGUAGUGUAAGUGGUCAUCCUUGUCAUAUUCCAGUCUUAGUUCUGUUUUUUCUUCAUUUCUCCCCUACUGGUGCUUCAGAACACUUCACAUUUCUGUGUUGGAAUUCCUCAAGCAUGUCUUUCUGUCCCUUCUAGAUUGUAAAACUAUUUGAAGGAAGGAUUUUUAUCUUACUGGUAGACUGGGGAGAUAUUGUUCACUGUAUCUCACAGUGUUUUCUUUAUAAAGACUUAUGGGGGAAAUUUCUCACAGGUCAAGGCUUGCUUUUAUUUUAGGGACACAGUUUAAUGUAUGCCAGAUUGUAUUCCCCCACUUUGCAUUGGCUGCUUGGAAGCUCAGAGCCACAAUUGUAUCACAGUUCUAAGCAGUGCCUUCUCAAAAUCUCCACUUAUAUACCUAAUAGUCUUUGCAUGAGUUUCCUAUUGCUGCUAUACCAAAUUACCACAAACUUAGUGGCUUAAAACAAUGUAAACCUAUUAUCUUACAGUUUGGGGAAUCAGAAGCCCAAAAUUAGUUUCACUGGGCUAAAACCAAGGUGUUGGCAGGACUAUGUUCCUUCUGGAGGCUCUAGAGGAUAAUCUAUUUCCUUAUCUUUUCCAGCUUCUAGAGACUUCUUGCAUUCCAUGUCUUCUGGCCCCUUCUUCCAUCUUCAAAGCCAGGAGUGUAGCAUCUUCUCUCCCCUCUGACUUCUGCAUCUGUCCUUACAUCUUCUUGCUCUGACUUUGAUCCUCCUGCCUCCCUCUUAUUUUUGUGAUUGCACUGGGCUCACCAGAUAACCCAGGAUAAUCUCCCCAUCUCAAGAUCCUUAACUGAAUCACAUCUGAAAAGUCUAUUUUUCCCAUAUGAGGUAAUACACUCACAGGUUCUGGGGAUUCGGAAAUGGGCCUCUUUUACUGGGGGUCCUUAUUCAGCCUACCACAUUAUUUUCAAUGUUAACUGUAUGAAAUGGAAAUUUUUGAGUCUCCUAACUAAAUUGUACCUCUGCCUACCCUUCCACCUCCCUCACCUUCCGUAUCUCAGUAAAUGGCCCUGCCACCUAAUAAUUGUUCCCAUCAGACACACGGUUCUCUGCUCUCCCUCACCCCCACAUCCAGUCCCUCAUGUUGUUCUGUCAUAUCGACUUCUAAGGUGUAUCUAGAACCUAUACACUUCAUUUUUUGCUACUGCCACUACCCUAGGCUAAGCCAUCACCAGCUCUUGCCUGAACUGCUAUCAUAGCCUCUAAUUUGUCCUUUACUUCAGCUCUUGCCCUUUCCUACUCUAUUCUCCACAAAUCAAUUAGAUUUUUUGUAAACACAAAGCAAAUCAUGCUGUUUUCCUACUUAAUACUCUCCAACUGUUUCCUAUCUCAUGUUGAAGAGAAUCCAAAAUCUUCAUCAUGACUUCUAAGGCCCCGUGAUCUGACCUGGCCCUCUCUUAAAGAACAUCUCAUUCUACUCUCUUUACCACCACAUUCUGGUCACACUGGCCUCCCUGGAGACUUCUACCUGGCUCAAGCCAUGCUUCUCACAUGCAAUUCUUCAGCUUGGCACUCUGCCAACUCUUCCCGAACUACAUCCUUGCUGAGCUUUUGGUCUCAUCUGAAAUUUCUCCUCCUCAGAGAAGCUGUUCUACACAGCUUCCCUAACUGGAGUUCCCUACCCUGCUGGGCACAAAUUUUUCUCGACCACUUCACCCUUUUAUGUAGUCUUCAUAGACUUAUCACUACUGAUAAUUACUUAGUUGUUGUUUACUUUAUAUCAUUUAUUUUCUCCAUCAGAUGGUUAAUUCUGUAAAGGUGCAGGCCGUUUCUGUUUGUUCCUUGCUGUAUGUGAUGCUUCAUAGGUAUGUAGCACUAGGAGGCCCUGAAUACAUUUUCUGUCAUCCUUACCCUGACUUUAUCUUACCUUUUUGGGUUCGUUUUCCUUUUGUUCUUGUUUUCUUACUUUGUAUUGAAAUGAGAAAAACUCGCAAUCCCCAGGCUGUACUCAAGGCUGGGGACUAGAGGAGGUAGAGCUUUCUCUGCUCUUGUCCCUUCCACCCACUGCCCACUCACUCGCCAUUAGUACUGUGUGUUGAGGGCAAAAGAAAAGCUUUCUACUACUGUUUCUUCCCAGGGAAUAUGGGAUUCAUCCUGGAAUGCCAAAAUAAGGAUGAAUUGUCAAAAGAGAAAACAAUAAUGCCUUUUUGGACCAAAGAUAGAAAUUGCUCUGCAUAAUAAUGUAAAAAGCUUAUUUUCACUGACUGGGGGCAGAGUGUUCCUUAGAGAGAUUAAUAUGAUACUAGCUGCUUUUUUUUCUCUCCCUCUGGCAAAGGCUAGAGAUAAACAAAAAACUGGGGUUCUAGACUCUAGGGAGGAGGGACAGCAUUCAAAGCUCCAUUUGUAGGAGGUGAGCAGGGCCCUUGAGAUGAGUGGGGUGUGAGCAAGUCUGGGACAUUCAGGAGAGAGAUGAUGAGUAGGGGACACCCUGGGAGAAAGAAGUCCUGAGCUCUUUUCUUUUCUCCCCAGCCCUGACCCUUGAGCAGUGGCACACAGAGUGUCUUCCUUUAUUCUCUGGUGCAGUAGUCAUGUUUCUUGGCACAGUGCCUUGGACCUUCCAUAUAUGCUUCUCUCCAGAGCCUUCGUCUAAGACGCUGGAGAGUAGCUUAUAGCCUGGGUUGGCAUCAAGUUUGUCGAUUCUCCCCAGGACCCUUUUCUUUAUAGGUGCCACAUGUCAUGAUUUAUGCACAAACAUGAUUUGCCUGACAGUGCAGUCUGGGCCUGGAAUAAUUUUAAUUAAUGGGAAAAUGGUCCUCAAUACACCGAUUAGACCUCUUCAGGUACAACAAGAUAAAAGCCUGAUAAUUUGGAUGGAGUACUCUUCUUAAAUGUCUACUCUGUGCACGGCAGCCAAUGGGAAAGCCAGGCUCUCUCCCACCUGAUCCAAUGAGUAAUUAAGAGAGGGCUUUUUCUUCCCUACCUCUCCCCUCCCUCCACCCCGCUCCCCAACUAAAGCUUAACAGGUUGGUGGUAUAAUGUGGAGACUUUUAAGGGGUGCCAUCCUAGGAGCUUAGGCAGGAGCCAGGGUGUCUUCUCUGCACUCCUCCAAGCCCUGUUCAAGUGGGUUUGAAAAGCAGGCAAGUGAGGGAAGGAAGAAGCUAGAAGCAGGCAAGGUAGGUAACAGCUCUCGGCAAAGUUCGAGAAGUGCCUAUGGCCAUGAGUGAGCUGGGCACUCGGAAGCCCAGCGAUGGCACUGUUUCUCAUCUGCUCAAUGUGGUGGAGAGCGAGCUUCAGGCAGGGAGGGAAAAAGGCGACCCUACGGAGAAGCAACUUCAGAUCAUCCUGGAGGAUGCACCUCUCUGGCAGAGAUUCAAGGAAGUCACUAAUGAGAUGAUUGUGACCAAGAAUGGCAGACGGAUGUUUCCAGUCCUAAAGAUUAGUGUCACAGGGUUGGACCCCAAUGCCAUGUACUCCCUCCUGCUGGACUUUGUCCCUACGGACAGUCACCGCUGGAAGUAUGUCAAUGGGGAAUGGGUGCCCGCUGGCAAGCCAGAGGUCUCCAGCCACAGCUGCGUCUACAUUCACCCGGACUCCCCCAACUUUGGGGCCCACUGGAUGAAAGCUCCCAUCUCCUUCAGCAAAGUGAAGCUGACCAACAAGCUCAAUGGAGGCGGGCAGAUAAUGUUGAAUUCUCUGCAUAAGUAUGAACCCCAGGUUCACAUAGUGCGUGUUGGAAGUGCCCAUCGAAUGGUAACGAACUGCUCCUUCCCUGAAACCCAGUUCAUAGCCGUGACUGCCUAUCAGAAUGAGGAGAUAACAGCUCUCAAAAUCAAGUACAAUCCUUUUGCCAAAGCCUUCUUGGAUGCCAAGGAAAGAAAUCACCUAAGAGACGUACCGGAGGCUCUCUCUGAAAGCCAGCAUGUGACCUGUUCUCACUUGGGAGGCUGGAUCUUUUCCAAUCCGGAAGGAGUGUGCACAGCAGGAAACUCCAAUUACCAGUAUGCCGCUCCUCUGCCUCUGCCUGCUCCCCACACCCACCAUGGCUGUGAGCACUAUUCGGGCCUCCGAGGACACCGGCAGGCUCCCUACCCUUCUGCAUACAUGCAUAGAAACCAUUCUCCCUCAGUGAAUUUGAUAGAAAGCUCAAGCAAUAAUCUGCAAGUUUUCUCGGGACCUGACAGCUGGACAUCCUUAUCCUCCACACCUCAUGCCAGCAUCCUGUCUGUACCCCACACCAACGGACCAAUCAAUCCAGGUCCCAGCCCCUAUCCGUGCCUGUGGACCAUCAGCAAUAGUGCCGGAGGCCCCACUGGGCCAGGCCCGGAGGUGCAUGCCAGCGCCCCAGGAGCAUUUCUCCUCGGAAACCCAGCUGUGACUUCACCCCCCUCUGUGCUCUCCACCCAAGCACCCACUUCGGCUGGUGUGGAGGUUCUGGGGGAGCCCUCGCUAACCAGCAUUGCUGUGUCCACCUGGACAGCAGUGGCCUCGCAUCCCUUCGUGGGCUGGGGUGGCCCAGGAGCGGGUGGGCACCAUUCUCCUUCCUCAUUGGAUGGUUAAGCAGGAUCCUAGGAGCCUCUAUCCACAGAGAUCCUUCUAUGUGUAGAGCGCUUAGAAACCCCAUCUACUGAUCUAGUGAGUCAGACUGUGGAAUCUCCCUUCCCACUAGCUGGAGGCGGAGGUGAGUUAUUACAGAAGUCAUACUGGGAAAGGGUUCAGUUUGGAUGAUGCUAGUUACGUCAGUUGCAUCUCUCCACCAUUUUCUUCUGCACUCCCAUUUUCUCUGCAGCUUAUUCUUGCCAUGCUUAGGUGACAGAAGUUUGUGAAGUACCGUCCUUGUGCUCUGCCCCUUACUCUCAAAUCGUUCUGGAAAGCCUCACUUCCUUUUCUGUGGAGAAGGUGCAAAGCUGUUAAAUGAGCCCACAGUUUACCUAGCUAAGGCCACUGCUUCCUGCUUUGUGCAGCCUGGAAAGUACGUGUGGUUACGGGGCUCAGGUUUGCACUUCUGCUUUGAGACCAGGCAUGAGUGUAAGCCAUAGAGUAAAGUUAACAAAAAGAAUAAAGCUAAUCAUGUAUUACUCACA